Messenger RNA from Triticum turgidum subsp. durum (durum wheat), 1704 nucleotides. NCBI's taxonomy places the organism in Eukaryota, Viridiplantae, Streptophyta, Magnoliopsida, Poales, Poaceae. The record is from the annotation of a GenBank genome assembly.
AUGCCGCCCAAGGUGUCCGCCGUCGCCGCCGGCGAGGCCCACACGCUCGCCCUCACCAGUAACGGGGAGCUGUACUCAUGGGGGCGGGGCACGUUCGGCCGCCUUGGCACCGGUCGCGAGGCGGACGUGCACGUGCCCACCGCUGUCGUGCCCGCCGUCGCUGCUGCUCCUGCUGCGGGGAGGCAGCGGCCCAGGUUCACCGCCGUCGCCGCCGGCGCGUACCACAGCCUCGCGCUCGACGAUGAAGGCUCACUCUGGUCAUGGGGCUACAAUAUCUAUGGUCAGCUUGGCUAUGGGGAAGAGAAUUCCCUUUCUCCAUGUUUGGUCGACGGUUUUCAAGAUUUGGGUUCCCCUGAAACACUGCAGGAUGAAGAACAGAACACUCUUGCAGGGACUCCUUUGAAGUUGUCUUCCGUGAAAGCUGGGGGCAUGAUGUCAUUCGCAAUAGACAGUCUUGGGGCCCUGUGGAUGUGGGGGAAUUGCCCCCAGCAGACUGAUGAUGGGGAGUUUUGUAUAGCAGCUACCUCAGCCCCACUGCCUGUGUGGGAUUUCCAUGGUCACACUGUGGUUAAGGUUGCCUGCGGUAAUGAGCAUGUUGUAGCUGCUGUCAGUGCUGGAGAGACAUAUACAGGAGGUGACCUUGUCUGUUAUUCCUGGGGUAACAACAACCAUGGGCAGUUGGGUCUAGGUGACAAGGAAAGUAGGUCUCGCCCCGUGCUUAUCUCAGAAUUUGGUGAAGGCUCUUCAUGGGAGGUGUAUGAAAUUGCAUGCGGAGCUUGGCACACUGCUGUGCUCACCAAUAAGAAGUCCUUUGAUCAGGAUCUUGAAUCUCGGUGCUGGACAUUUGGCAUUGGUGACAAUGGGCAGCUUGGCCAUGGAACAACUGCCACCACCUGCUCCCCGCAGCCUGUUGACGGCUUGCCCACUGGUUCCUUCCUCAUCUCUCUUGAUUGUGGAUUGUUCCACACGGCAGUGGUCUCCUCCGACGGAGAGGUGUGGUGCUGGGGAAUGGAGAGAGGCCUUGGAUUGUGCCCAGAUGCUAGCUUUUCAGGAAUGGACGCAGGGGAUGCUCUGUACCCCAUAAGGGUUCAGUCUCCUGAGACGAAUGGGUUCAAGUUUCUGGGGCCAGUGCAGGUUGCCUGUGGAGCUGCCCACACUGUUCUUGUUGCCGGUGACGGGUACAGGAUGUGGGCAUGGGGCCGAGGCCGCAGCGGCGUGCUUGGGAGAGACCAGACUACUGACAGUUACACUCCAUGCGUUGUGAUGUGGCCUCCUCUUGAUGAGAACUUCCAAGAGAUUCAUGGGGACCAAGCGCAGGCGUCGACAUCAAGAGCGAAUGAUCGCACUAGCACCGAGCUGGAGCUGAAGUUAUCUGCUGCCUCAGAGGAGCUACAGUUCCUUAGGUCAAAACUGACACUCAUGGAGAGAUAUGCCAACAUACUCCACAUUUCAAUAUUCCGCAAGCCAAUGGACGAACGGACGCUUCCUCGCUCACUUCAAGAGUCUGCAGUCUUUGAUAUCAGGAAGGAAUUUGAGAACAUCUUGGAUUCGUCAGAUACCGAUGAACUCGCUCGCUUGGAGAUGUUUUACGGUAGCAUGCUUUCUGGUGUGAAGGACAAGCUUCUCAAGAGAAAAGUUCAGGUGAUGGUCCAAGAAUGCAUUGUUUCACUCUCUGCAGGGAGGCAAACCCCGCGUGGUCAGUGA